This is a messenger RNA of Esox lucius (northern pike), 5498 nucleotides long. RefSeq names its product spalt-like transcription factor 2 (gene sall2). The record is from RefSeq and is a predicted model, not a curated record. Gene Ontology annotation, biological process: regulation of transcription by RNA polymerase II. Gene Ontology annotation, cellular component: nucleus. The transcript has 4 exons. Lineage: Eukaryota; Metazoa; Chordata; Actinopteri; Esociformes; Esocidae. Gene Ontology annotation, molecular function: DNA-binding transcription factor activity, RNA polymerase II-specific; RNA polymerase II cis-regulatory region sequence-specific DNA binding. Bases 437 to 4612 code for a protein of 1391 amino acids.
GCCCUCGUCAAAUAGCCUACAAAGAGGGUUGAACAGGGAAGGGGAGGGGGAUGACAGGAACACUAAUCCAAUUCCCUUACGUUACCGCAUAGCCUAUCUUCAACCUCCCCCGCCUGUUUCUCUGGGUCAGUAAAAACAAUGAAUUAAUACAUUUAGGAUAUCAUAGAAUCCCACUUCAGGGCGACGAUAUAAAUAAAUAAUUUAACAAUGCGGUGUUCCGCCCGGGUGUCAAAGGGACGACUGCGCAUCUUUGUGGCUGAAUGCCGGAAAAGGAUAUGUUGAUGUCCGGACUUGGAGACGUAGCGUAUUGCCAAACAUAUUUUAUCAUUUUGUUAAACCACUGUCAAAAAUCAUCGAUUCUAACAUGUGUACAGAGGGGGGGUCUAAGCAUUCCGUUGGCCCAUGUGCCUCUGCAUCAGUCCCGUCCUGCUGAAGCAUGUCUCGUCGGAAACAGAAACGGCCCCAGCAGCUCAUGAGCCCGCUCCCUGCCGGCUCUCGGAUAGAUCAUGAUGACCAGUCUGCAGUGAAGUCUUUCUCCUUUCUUCUGGCCACUGACUCCUCCUCCUCUUCAUCCUCCUCCUCUCCUCAGAGCUACCAGCCCCCCCUGGCUCCCCGUCCCUACUUCGGGGUGCUUCACACCCCCUCUCUACCAAGCGAGGGCUCCCCCCUGUCCCGCUCCCCUGGCCAGCCCACACCCUGCCCCAUCUCCCUUACAGACCUCCAGUCCUCCCUUUCUCCUGACUUCCCCCACCCCUCACUCUCCUCCCAGACUGUCCUGUGCCUUCCCAACACCACCUCCACGUCUCCCUCCAGUCAGAACCACCCUCCCUGCUCUCUCAUGGCGUCCCCUAAGCUAGGCGUUUCAGCCACGACCACCACGUCGUCUUCCUCCUCCUCCUCCUCCGCCUCUCUCUGUCCCCCGCCCCACCCUGGCAGUCCCAGCCCCGUGCCUGAAGGCCCCCCCAGCCCUGUGACACCUUCCCCGAGCCCUAGUGCUGCCUCAGCCCCCCAGCCCCGUGCCCACCUGAGCAUCGCAGUGAUCCUGGAGGAGCUCCGGGUGCUGCAGCAGAGGCAGAUCCACCAGAUGCAGAUGACAGAGGAGAUCUGCAGGCAGGUCCUGCGGCUGGGAGGGGCCUCCUGUGCCCUGGAGGCCCCCCAGAUCCUCCUGCCUCCUCUGCCCCAGCUCUGUCUGGAGGGCAUUGACAAGACCUCCAGUCCUACCCAGUCUACACCCACUCAGCCUCCGUGCUCUGUAGCCCCUCUCCUGGCCUGCUUCUCCUCUCUACUCCCUCCUCAACCUGCCUCUAAGCCCUCAAAGCCCAGCCACCCCCUGUCCCAUGUUCUGCGGCCCCACAAGCCCCAGAUGGAGAGUGCUGGAGGGGUUACUGGGUCUUAUCUUUACCCAGGGACCAGUGUCCGCCCGUCCUCUUCUUCCUCUUCCUCCUCUGCCUCCUCUGCCAUCUCCACCAUGGCAUCAUCUAACUACCCCCUGGCCCUUUCCCUGGCCCUGCCCGCCCGUUACCUCCAUGAGAAAUCCCCCAACACCACAUCAGCCAGCGGCCACAGUGGCCUGUCCUUCCUCACCCCGCCUGUUCCCAGCACCACAUCUUUGGCACCACCCUCCUCUCAGGAGGCCCACCUGUCGGUUUCCUCCGUGGGGUCCUCGUCCUCCUCCAUGGGGCGUCUGCAGCACGCCUGUCGGUUCUGCGGGAAGCUGUUCAGCAGUGACUCGUCUCUACAGAUCCACCUGCGCUCCCACACAGGCGAGAGGCCCUACCAGUGCCCCGUUUGUCUCAGCCGUUUCACCACCCGGGGCAACCUCAAGGUGCACUUCCUCCGCCACCGCGAGCAGAACCCCGAGCUCUCCCUCUCCCUCCUCCCCCCGUCCCUAUUUGGGCCGGGCAUGGGGCCAGUGGGCGGAUCUGAACCCCAAAGUCAGCCAAUGAGCAGCACAGGUCUGAGCGUCAGCGCGGCACAGGCUCAGAGGCGCCACAAAAGGCGGGCUGAGGAUGACCUGUAUGGAGACGGCAUGGAGGUGGGAGGGUCCGGGGGAGGCUUCUCUCUGGGGUCGUCCUCGGGUGCGCCGCCUUCCUCGUUGCCGCUGCCUCCCAGUGUGGACCUAGCCCUCAUCUCCACCGCCCACUCCCUCCUGCGCCUCAACCAAGCUGCCGCUGCGGCCGCUGCUGCCUCCAUGUCCUCCGCUGCUCCCUCACUCACAUCCUCCUCCUCCUCUGUAUCGUCCUCCCUUGCCUCCUCCCUCCUCUCUGUGCCCUCCUCGUCCGCCUCCGCCAUCGCUGGGUUCUUUAAGGGUGCAAAACAGCAGCGUUUUGAUGAGAACACGCCCCCUCAUCCUCCCAUGAUGUCUCACUCUGCUUACUCCCAGCUGGCCCACCUCCCUAAACUCCUGUUUCCCUCUGGCCCCCACCACCAUCACCACCCUGCUCUGGGACUGCUCCGUCCUCCGCCCACUACCCCGAGCUCCUCCCACCUCUCCUCUGCCCACUCUCAGCUCUCCUUUCCCUUUUCCCACUAUCCUAAAGCCCAAGCAUCUACGUCCUCCCCCUCCACCUCCUCCUCCACUCCCUCCUCAGACACCUCCAAGCUACAGCGUUUAGUUGAGAAGCUGGAGAAGGAGCCUCCCACCCCCUCUACCUGGGCUUCUUCCUCAGGGGAGACCUCCCACAGCAGCAUGGCCUCUGCAGGGUUUUUCAGUAGCGGCCUGAUGGGUGCCAGCACCUCCAGCACUUACGUGAUGGCUUCCCCACCAUCCUCCACCCACGCACCUGCCUCCAUCUCCAACUUCACCAGGGAGAUGGUGGCUGCUCUGGGCAUGAGUGCCAACGGUGGCAGCACUCUGGCAGGUGCCACCCUCCCUGGCCUGGGCAUCAUGAGCACCAGCUCCCUGGUCCCUAACCAGUGUGGGGUGUGUCUGCGUGUGCUGAGCUGCCCCAGGGCACUGCGUCUGCACCAGGCCACCCACCUGGGUGAGCGCCCCUUCCCCUGUAAACUGUGUGGACGCUCCUUCUCCACAAAGGGCAGCCUGCGGUCCCAUCUGGCCACGCACCGCGCGCGCCCUCCCAAUUCCCGCGCCCAGAACUCUUGUCCGCUGUGCCAGCGCAAGUUCACCAAUGCACUGGUGCUGCAGCACCACAUCCGCAUGCACCUGGGAGGACAACUGCCACCUGAGGGUGUUUCAGAAUCUCUGCCGGAGCCCUCAGAGGCGCCGGAUGCCAUCGCUGAGCUCCAGGCCCAGGCCCAGGCCCAGGCCAGUGACACUCCCAAGAUGUCCACUGAGAACUCCACUGCAUCCUCUGGCAGCCAGUCAAAGAGCUCAGCGUCAUUCACCCACUUUCAAACCCUAGUGGAAGGCUCUGCCCACUUAUCAGCCAGUGUGAAAUCACCAGACUGUGUUGGGGACCCGAACAGAUCUGACUCCAGUCCCGACCUGAUCCCACCCUCUGAUCUCAGCCCUGACCCUUUCCUGGACUCCACAUCACACCCCCCCCCACCCAGUAGUGCAGAGCCGCCGAUACUGCAUGUCAGCAUGGCCUCGCCGUCCCCACAUUUUGGAGAUCCAAGGUCCCCGGUCAGUGAAGACCAACAUGCUGAACUACGAGAUACAAGCACUGAGAUUCCUGCCAAUAAGACGAGCUCUGCCCCCACCCCCUCCACUGUCACCAAAUCCGCCCCCUUGUCCAGUCUCAUGAUGUCAGAUUGUCUAUUGGGUGAGAAUGCCCAUUCUCUUGAUGUCUUCUCUGGCCCCAGAUCAAACCUGGAGGAUCUGCUGAGCACUCCAACCCUUGGUGCCCCAGUGGCACACCCCAGCCCGGCCCCGUCGUUUAUCGCCGCUAUUAGCCCAGAGGACCCUAAACCCUCAUCAGACCCAGAACAGACCCUUAAACCCCAAAGCCCAAAGCCCACAGAAGAAGACCGGGUGGAACCUGCUGCACAAAUGCCAGACCAAGCCCCAAUAGCCGAUAUGGACCCAAGAAUGGCACUACCAACCGAAACUGGAGAGACAGACGACACUGACGCUAGGGAUGUUUCCCAGAAAGCUGUCCCCUACGCCAGGGAGACGAGGCAGGGGGUGUACAUCAGCUCCCACGGGAAAGAGGAUGGGAUUGGUGGUGUCAGUGACAGACUAGAAAGCACCAUUCCAAUCAAUCUGGCUCCCACUCUCCCCCCUCCCAUGUCGCGCCCAGAGAAAAAGACCUAUAGCUGUGCAGAGUGUGGGAAAGAGUAUGCCAGCCGGAGUGGACUGAAGGGACACAUGAAGCAUCAUGGAGGCGUUGUCAAGACAAUGCGCCCUUCGGCACGGAGCGGUCGCUCUGCCUCUGAGCGACUUCCUGCUAACACACCUACAACUUCCUCCAACCCCCCAGCCACCAGGAGCAAUGUGGGCUUCUGGAACCAGUACCAAGCCUUCCUCAACACCAGCAAUGACCCGAUGGAUGAACCAGCCCAAGGCCCGGCCACUAUAAGCAAAAUAGAAGACAGUGAGAUGCCCCGAUUGGCUGAGUCACCUGUCAGAUCCCUACAGUCAAAGGAACCUAUAACCGGAAGGGGCUCAGAGGAGUGUUCUGACGAAGGGCCUACUCUAGAGUCAAUGUAAUUGGCUUGGUGAUAUUCUGGUGCUCUCAAUGGACAUGCACUGUACCUUUGGGUCAAACCGUAUGGACUUUUGUAUUGUAUUGCUUCCAAAUUAAUUUGAGUAGUCUGUCAGUUUGGUAGUGUGUGAGUAAAUUGUUUAGUUUGUGAAAACUGUAAGUUGGCCAUCCUGGCCUUUUGUUUUAAAAGAGGAGGAAUUUGCAAAAAAAAAUGACAUGGCUCCAGAAUUUAAAGGUUUAGGAAGCCAGAAGUCACUGUCAAGAUGUUGGGUUCUAGAACAAGAGCUCUGUUAGACAAAGAGCUUGUCUCUAAAUUUAGGGGUCCGUUUCCUGAACAGAGUCUGUUAUGAUAGAUAGAAUGUACAGUAACAAGUUCCACACAUAAACAAUUCCUUCACUCAAACAUAAAGGGAAAUGUAGGUAGAUCAGAAUGGGAGGGGUCACAACUUGACUUGUCUAGUAGUUUCAAAACAAGGCUGUCAUAGAGAUGUAGUCUCAUCCUCCUUUUGUAAAAAAAAAAGAAGAAAAAAAAGAAUAGUUUAUGUCAUUGUGGUUUAUUAGUUUUGAAUAACUCUUGAUUACUCCAUUCUCUUCUUAGUUCAAACAGAUAGACAGAGAAGCAGUUAAGAGAUAAGAGAGGGUUCCAGGUGGAGAAGAUACAGAAAUUGUUUUUUGCGUGAACCUUUCCUUUGGAUGUUGUGAAAGUGCUGAUUGUUCUUUGGUCUCAGUCUGUUUUCUGUAACUCAUUGUUUUUGGUUCAUGAUGUAUCGAUAUAACAAACAAAAAAAAGAAUCAGAUGUCUACGGCUGAUAGUGUUGUGAGUUGUACUUUCAGUGUAUGCCCCAAAAUUAGAAGGGAUACAAAAUAACAUAAAAAACAACUGGGAAACUA